AAACAAACAGGGUAUUACGGCGCUGCACUGGCAAAACACAGGGAGCAAGGCAACAAUGAUGAUAAGAUGAUACAAAAUUGGAAGAAUGUUCUUUUUCAAGCAGCUAAUUUGUCUGGUUUUCAUUCAACCACAUACAGAAUUUGCCCAAAUUAGCAACAAUUGACCUCAGAGACUCCAAAAAGCUGAUUGAGUGUCCAAAUGUGUCUGGUUCCCCGAAUCUUAAACAUGUAACACUUAAUCGUUGUGAAAGCUUGCCUGAAGUUGAUUCAUCAAUUUUCCAUCUCCAAAAGCUUGAAACAUUAUGUGUGGCUGGAUGUACAUUGCUUAAGAGCCUUUUCAGUAACACUUGUUCACCAGCCCUCCAUGUAUUGAAUGCUAUGAAUUGCUUCAAUCUCAAAGAGUUCUCAGUCCCAUUUGCUUCAGUUGAUGGUUUGCAUUUGUAUUUAUCAAAGUGGAAUGGGAAUGAACUUCCAUCAUCAAUAUUGCAUACACAAAAUAUUAAAAAGUUUGCCUUUCCUAUUAGUGAUUGUCUCGUGGACCUUCCUGAAAACUUUUGUGAUAAUAUUUGGCUUGGUAGUCAACGGAAUCCUGAACAGGACCCUUUCAUCACCUUAGAUAAAUUACUUUCUAGUCCUGCCUUCAUGAGUGUAAAAGUCUUAACCUUUUGUAAGAUUCCUAUCUUGUCUGAAUUCCCAGACAGUAUCUCCUUACUAUCGUCAUUAAAGUAUUUAAAUCUAAUUCAUAUGGCCAUUAAAAGCUUGCCCGAAACCAUUAAGUAUCUUCCCCGACUGGAAUGUGUCCGUGUUUACGAUUGUAGAUUGCUUCAAUCUAUUCCGGCGCUUUAUUGGUUCAUUACAAAUGAAGAAUCCAUUCCUUGUUUUCUUUUUCUCAUUAACUACAAUAAAUUGGAUCCACAUUCAUACCAGACAGUUUUGAAAGAGGCUAUGGAUGGGUUUGAACUUGAAGCAAGACAUAGUUCAGAAAAUGAAGAUGCACACAAUUAUAUUAUUUUGAACUUCUUACCUGCUAUGCCUGGAACGGAAAAUUGGUUCCAUUACUCUUCUACACAAGUUUCUGACACUCUUGAGCUUCCUUCUAAUUUGUUGGGUUUUGCAUACUACUUGGUUCUUUCUCCAGGCAUCAUGGAUUUUGGUGUAGGUUUUGGAUGUAAAUGCUACUUGGACAAUAGUUCAGGUGAAAGGAUCUGUAUAACAAGUUUCACAGAAGGCAACUCCAUCGAAUCUACCUGGAAUUAUACUUCAUUCCGCAUGAAGUCAAAUCAUUUGGUUUUAUGGUACGAUCCACAAAUUUGCAAGCAGAUAAUGGAUACAGUCCAACAAACAAAAGCCAUUACUGACGCGAAUAGCACCAUUUACAAUUCAAAGCUUACAUUUACAUUCUUUAUGAAUGAAACUCUAUAUGACGAAGUAGAGAUAAAAGAGUGUGGGUUUCGCUGGAUAUAUCAACAAGAAACAGUUUCUUCAACAAUUUCUGAAUCCCAUGUUGAAGAAGAGACCAUGUCUUCAUCAGAUUUUCAAUCCAAUGAGCAAGAAGAAAUAGUUUCUCCAACAAAUUUUGAAUCAGAUGAUCUCGAAGAAACGUUUCCUCCAAGAAACAAAUUAAAGCUAGACAUCGUUGGAACUCCGCCAUCAAACCUACAAUUAGACGAAAGACAUGAUUUGAGGUAUUCUCUUGAAGAGCUCAUGCAUAUUGGAUUUCGUGUAGACCACAUGAACACUUUGUUUGGUUCCACAGAAGAAGAAGAAAGCAACAGCUGAAGAGGAGAGAAAAAAAAGUGGAAUGAAUAGGCACGAGUCUUUUAUUAGAAGUCAAGAUGUUUAUCAGAAGAUGCGUAAGACUGUUAGCGAUGGGAAAAAACUUUCCAAGAACUCUCAAAUUUGAAAGUGAUGAUAGCACUUUAUUCAAACCUGAGCCUCCUAAAUUCAAACUGAAAAAAGUUGUGGAAGGAUCGUAAGAAGACUCAAAAGCAUAAAAGCUUUCAUUGUAUUAGAUGAUGUACGUACUUCAGAACUUAUAUAGGCAUGAGCUUUUUGUUAGGCUUGACCAAAUGAGAUCUUCAUGAAUAUACAGGUAUAAUAUAUUGAUACUAGGCAUCUGAUUUGUUCUUAUCUUUUGUUUUUUACUUGUUAAUGUUUUU
Medicago truncatula (barrel medic) is the source of this 2158-nucleotide messenger RNA. RefSeq lists its product as uncharacterized. The transcript is spliced from 4 exons. Bases 378 to 1778 code for a protein of 466 amino acids. Lineage: Eukaryota; Viridiplantae; Streptophyta; Magnoliopsida; Fabales; Fabaceae. The record is from RefSeq and is a predicted model, not a curated record.